AUGGCUGCUCCGGCUGACCACAAGACCUCGGAGGUCCUUGCAGAGAAAUCUGAGGCCAAGUUGCACAACGAGUAUGCUCUUGAUGAAGAGGGCAAGGCCGUCGAGCAACUUGAUUACUCCGGUUCCUCCAAGAAGACCGAUCCAGCUGAGAUUGCUCUUGUGAGAAAGCUCGAUCUCUGGAUCAUGCCCACCCUGUGGGGCAUGUAUUGGCUUAAUUAUCUGGACCGAAAUGCAAUCGCUCUGGCGCGUCUCAAUGACCUUGAAGAAGAUCUCAACUUGCAAGGCUCUGAGUACCAGACUUGCGUUUCGAUCCUCUUCGUUGGUUAUCUCAUCGGCCAGGUUCCCAGCAACAUGAUUCUCACCCGCGUUCGCCCUUCGCUCUACAUGUCCGGCUUCAUGGCCUUGUGGGCCGUCGUCUCCGCCCUGACCGCCCUCUCCAAGGACUUCACCGGCUUGCUCCUCACUCGAUUCUUCCUAGGUGUUACAGAAGCUCCUUACUACCCGGGCGCGCUUUUCAUGUUGUCAAUCUUCUACACGCGAAAGGAGAUCGCCACGCGCAUCUCUAUUCUUUACACCGGCAACAUCCUAGCCACCGCUUUUGCCGGUCUUAUCGCCGCCGGAAUCUUCCACGGGCUUGACGACGUCGCAGGCAUCGCUGGCUGGAAGUGGCUCUUUAUCCUUCAAGGCGUGGUCACAUUCGUGAUUGCCAUUGCCUCGGCCUUCACGCUGCCCGACCACCCCCUCAAGACCCGCUGGCUCACUCCCGAGGAGCGCCAACUCGCGCACGACCGCAUUGAGCGCGACACCGUCGGCAACAAGUUCCAGCAGUCGACCUUCCAGGGCCUCAAAGAGUCGGCGCGCGACCCCAAGCUGUGGCUCUUUGCCUUCAUGCAACACAUGCAUCUGGCGGCCAAUGGGUUCAAGAACUUCUUCCCCACCGUCGUUGAGACUCUCGGCUACGGCAGGACCAUCACCCUCGUCCUGACCUGCCCUCCUUAUCUCAUCGCCGGCAUCAUCUCCGUCUACUGGUCGUGGCAGUCGGGUCGAUACAACGAGCGCACCUGGCACAUUACCGGUGCGAAAGCCGUGGCCAUCUUCGGUUUCGUCCUUGGAAUGGCCACUCUAAACAUGGGCGCCCGCUACUUCGCCAUGAUCGUCUUCUCCAUCGGCACAUACGCCGUCAACUCCAUCAUCCUCGGCUGGGUGGGCUCCACGUGCGGCCAGUCCCGCGAGAAGAAGGCGACGUCGCUCGCCAUCGUCAACACCAUCGCCAAUGCGUCGUUCAUCUGGACUCCUUACCUGUGGCCUUCGUCCGACGAGCCCCGCUACGUGACCGCCAUGUCCUCGUCCGCGGCCUUCUCGGUGGCGACCGCGGCGGGCGCGUGGGUCAUGAAGCUCUGGCUGAUCCGUGAGAAUAAGAAGAUUCGCCAGUCGGAUAACGAGGCUACUAUGUUCUACGCCUACUAG
Messenger RNA from Cyphellophora europaea CBS 101466, 1467 nucleotides. RefSeq lists its product as uncharacterized. Lineage: Eukaryota; Fungi; Ascomycota; Eurotiomycetes; Chaetothyriales; Cyphellophoraceae. Bases 1 to 1467 code for a protein of 488 amino acids. The transcript has 5 exons. The record is from RefSeq and is a predicted model, not a curated record. Gene Ontology annotation, molecular function: transmembrane transporter activity. Gene Ontology annotation, biological process: transmembrane transport. Gene Ontology annotation, cellular component: membrane.